GGACUGCUGGCACUUGUGCCUCAAUUGCCCGCGCUUCUCCCCCCCGCUGAUCCUUUAAACAUCCAAGCCAUCCCCGCUCCCUCAUACUAAAUGCCUCCCUUCUUUUCUUACACCACCCUCCCCUAUCAACUCACGAAGAGCCCCUACCCGAUGCGCAAUUUCCCCGAGUACCUGGUGGAGCUGGAGGAUGUGAAGCCGUUGCCGCAAGUUGAGGAGGACGCGUGGGAAUUGCACCGUGCGCUGUAUCGAUCGGUGGUGCUGGGCAUGUUCCGGUUUGCCGUGUCGUAUGACGAUCACAACAUCGUCGAGAACCUACACGUGUACUACGUCAUCUCGCGACCCAAGCCGGAGAAGAAGGAGGGCAUGAUGGCAUUAUACCCGUUCGGGAUCGGGACGAGCAGGCCGGGACUGCUGGAGCUCAUUCAUAUUGAGUUGCUGUCUAUCGCGCAAGUGAUCACCAGCGAAGAAGAGGAUCUCGAACCCCGCCUGCGAACAACAUCGGCUCCGCGGCGAUCUUACCACGCGGCGGUGAUAUUGGACUAUAUCGCGCGGGAGGGGGGAAAGGUGGUGAGCAUUACCGAUCGAAAGUCGAUGCGGCCUCCCUCAUCCUACCCCAAGCCAGUAGCCCCGGGGGCCCUCAUGAAGACGCCCAAGAAGAGACGUCGCCAACCAUCGCCAGAAGCGCAAGGAAGCCGAGUGGGACCCGGAGAAGAGGUGGACCAGGCUGGGCGGGUGCGGAAGCCAGAUCCCGUUCCAGAGAGCAAGGUGACACCGAUCGAGGGACCUCCACCAGGGGAAGGAGCGGAAACAAGUAGAUUUCGGAUACACGGAAGCCCUCCGAAGCCGACAUCUCAACCGCCGCUCCUUCCCGACCUCAAUCUUGGUGGAGCCGCCCCAUCAGCACCAGCAGGAGGAGGAGGAGUGGGAAGAGUACCAUAUCCCGCACCCAGACCCCCCAUCCUCGCAGGACCUUUCCGCUUCCGCUAGCCACCCAUGCGUGCCCCGGUCAUUGACCUUAGUAGUUCCUCCGAGCCAGACGCUGCAGACGGUCCCGUUCGAUACAGCAUAGCAGACACAAUUCCCAAUUCAAGCACAUCCAAAACCAACAACCUAGUGAGUACUGCAAUCCAAGCAAGAGGAUAUGUCGAGUAUAAAAGCAACCUAAUAUCUAACCCUACUAAAUUACCGGAGCUAACCGAAACUGCACCCACAUGCGAACAGGAUGUGCCGACGAAAACUAGCCAAAUACUAAAUUGAAACAUAUCUAUAUACCUCACAACGCCAUUCCUGCUAGCACCAAGACGCAGAACAAACAUGACAAAAGGUU
Messenger RNA from Chara braunii, 1327 nucleotides. NCBI's taxonomy places the organism in Eukaryota, Viridiplantae, Streptophyta, Charophyceae, Charales, Characeae. The record is from the annotation of a GenBank genome assembly.